Dunckerocampus dactyliophorus (ringed pipefish) is the source of this 4510-nucleotide messenger RNA. RefSeq names its product phospholipase C, gamma 2 (gene plcg2). The transcript is spliced from 33 exons. The coding region runs from base 141 to 3902 and encodes 1253 amino acids. Gene Ontology annotation, biological process: phospholipid catabolic process; phosphatidylinositol-mediated signaling; positive regulation of epithelial cell migration. The record is from RefSeq and is a predicted model, not a curated record. NCBI's taxonomy places the organism in Eukaryota, Metazoa, Chordata, Actinopteri, Syngnathiformes, Syngnathidae. Gene Ontology annotation, molecular function: protein binding; phosphatidylinositol-4,5-bisphosphate phospholipase C activity.
GUUGACUUUACUUCCUUGUCCACCCAGAUAGAGGAACUAACAACACUCUGCAUCCUCCUGCGCUUGAUUUAACACAAUGACUAAAUAAAGACAAAAAUAAUCAUCAUUUAUAGGAUCUGCUCAGCGUACAAGCUGCAGAGAUGGCGCACUGGGGGCAGCAGGGAGAGAUGACGGAGUACAGGAAGAGCAUGAUCAAACGGGAAAUGGAGAUGGGCAUGGUCAUGACGGUCUUCAGGCAGAAGGCGGAGAGGCUCACUGUGCAGGUCAUUAUGGAGACACGGCAGGUGGCCUGGACACGCACGGCAGACAAGACCGAUGGUGUCUUGGAUCUAUUUGAGAUCCGAGAAGUUCGCCCUGGCCGAAAUUCCAAAGACUUUGAGCGCUUCAAAGACGGCAAGGACAAACAUGAUGAGAAUACGUGUUUUACCAUCUUCUAUGGCUCACAGUUUGUCCUCAACACCUUAAGUCUGGGAGCUGAUUCUGUGGAGGAUGCACAAAAAUGGCUGUUUGGACUUGAGAUGUUAGUUCAGGAGACACUGGCCACUCCUACGCCAGUUGUUAUUGAGAGCUGGCUGAGGAAGAAGAUGUAUUCUGUCAAUCAAACAAAGACAAACAGCAUAUCCAUGAAGGAGCUGAAGACACUUCUCCCAUUGCUCAACUACAAGCCCCCCAGUGCUCGCUCUCUGAAAGACAAAUUCAUGGAAGUGGGAGCAAAACAUGAUCGUUUGGACUUUGAGCAGUUUCAUAAAUUGUACAACCUUAUAAUGUUUGAUCAAAAUGAGAUUCUUGAAGAAUUCAAAAAGGAUUGUUCGUUUAUUUUAGGUAAUACAGACAAGCCUGACGCUUCGGUAGUUCUGCUGCAUGACUUUCAACGAUUUCUCAUCUACCAGCAGAAGGAGCCAUGGGCAAGCGAUCUCAAUCAGGUUAAAGAGUUGAUGACCACUUUCAUUGAUGACACCAUGAGAAAAACCAAUGACCCCGAGUUCACCGUCAGUGAGUUCCUCAGCUUCCUGUUUUCCAAGGAGAACUCUCUGUGGGAUGAUAAGUUGUCAGACGUAAACAACCAAGACAUGAACAACCCUUUGUCUCAUUACUGGAUCAAUUCAUCACACAACACUUACCUGACAGGUGACCAGCUUCGUAGCGAGUCUUCCACGGAGGCGUAUGUGCGCUGCCUGCGCCUGGGAUGUCGCUGUGUUGAAUUGGAUUGCUGGGAAGGACCAGGAGAACCAAUCAUCUAUCACGGCUGGACCAGGACGACCAAAAUCAAGUUUGAAGAUGUGGUAAAAGCCAUCAAUCAGCAUGCUUUUGUGGCUUCUGAGUUCCCAGUAAUACUGUCCAUAGAAGAGCAUUGCCCAUUGGAGCAGCAGCGUCAGAUGGCUCGUAUCUUCAGGGACGUGUUUGGAGACAAACUGCUUGUUGAGCCAGUGGAGCACAUGGCUGAGCAGCUACCUUCACCCACACAACUGAAGGGCAAAAUCAUCCUCAAGCACAAGAAGCUCAGUGUCGAUGGUGGGGUUGUCAGCAAAGACUUCAGGACCUGGCAGAAACAGGGAGACUUGGAGAUGUGGGACCCUGUCAACCAGCGGUGGAACAACCACUACUGUGUGAUCUCUGAUGACAUGCUAUACUACGCAGAGGAGUAUGAGGAGGAAAAGGAAGACCUCAGGAAGUACCAGGACCUGCAUUGUUCAGAAACUUGGUUUCACGGUCACAUAAAGGAGGGCAGGCAGAUGGCAGAGCGACUGAUUCAUGAUUACUGCACAGAGAUGAGAGGAAGAGAUGGCACCUUCUUGGUCCGACAGAGUGAUCGGGUCGCCACAGACUUCACUCUCUCCUUCUGGCGCAGUGGGAGAGUCCAGCACUGCCGUAUUCGUUCUUUUUCAGAGGGGCAAAACACAUAUUACUACCUGACGGCAAACCUCCACUUUCCCAGCGUGUAUUCCCUGAUACAGCACUACAGAGAGAACCCUCUGCGCUGCCAAGACUUUGAGCUGCGGCUCACGGACCCUGUACCCCAUCCCAAUCCACAUCUACAACAAGGGUGGUUCUACAGUAACUUGAGCAGAGGUCAGGCCGAGGAUUAUCUGCUUCGGAUUCCCAGAGACGGAGCGUUCCUCCUCCGACAGAGAGAGGGAGAGCCAGACUCCUUCGCAAUUACUUUCAGAGGUGACGGUAAGGUGAAACAUUGUCGGAUCCAGAAGGAAGGUAGUGUUUACGUGCUGGGGACAACAACCGAGUUUGAGAGCCUGGUGGAGCUAGUAAACUAUUUUAAGAAGAAACCACUAUAUCGCAAGACCAAGCUGCGAUACCCAGUCACACCAGACCUCGUGGAACGCUUCAGCACAAUUCAAGACUCUGCCUCUCUGUACGAGAUGAAGACAUACGUGGAACCCAAUGAAAUUGAGUCAUCACUGCCAAAGAGUACAGUCCGUGCUGUUUAUAGCUAUCACGCCAUGAGGCAGGAUGAGCUCACCUUCAGCAAAGGGGCUUUGAUACAUAAUGUGUUAAAAGACAACAACGGGUGGUGGAAAGGAGACCAUGGUGGAAAGGUGCAGCUCUUUUUCCCAUCCAACUACGUUGAGGAAGUGUCCAAUCACACCAAACUUGACAUCAGACAACAGGGUAUGGAAGACAAUCCUUUGGGUGAACUAUGUAAGGGUGUCGUGGACAUCUCCAAGUGCAACAUCCAAAACUUGAAAAAUGGUAAAAACGGAAAGCUGCACGUUUUGACUGUUCAGAACAUGGAGCAAGAUAGUCUGCAUUACGACUUGGCAGCAGAAUCUCUGGAGGAGCUCUUUGAAUGGUACAAGGUGGCUUGGGGCAUCACUCAGAGGGAGAUGGGCAAGCAGUUCAGUCGGGAACAAGAGAUCAGACAACAGGAAGAAGUGGAGAAGAAAGCAGAUGUUGCGAUGGAGAUGUCAGACCUGGUGGUCUACUGUCAGCCACGCAGCAAGGAGAAAGACCGCUUUGAUAGCUACCACUACAAAGAGGUCCGCUCGUUUGUGGAGAAUAAGACACCAGGAAAGCAUCUUUCCAUGGACUUUCUGCAGUAUAACCACAAGGCUCUGAGUCGAAUCUAUCCAAAAGGCCAACGCGUGGAGUCCUCUAACUAUGACCCCUACCCUCUAUGGGCUGUUGGCUGUCACAUGGCGGCUCUCAACUUUCAGACAGCAGAUAAAUACACCCAGCUGAACCAUGCACUCUUCAGUAUGAAUGGACGCACCGGCUACAUUCUACAGCCAGAGCUCCUGCGCUCAGAAAACUAUGAUCCUCUCCAGGAGAAGAAAGAGGUCAAAUACAACAUCGUGAUCAGGGUGAUUGCUGCCAGACACCUUCCGAAGAUUGGUCGCUCCAUUUCCAGUCCUUUUGUGGAGAUUGAACUCUGUGGUCACACUGAAGCCAAGUGGAAAACCACUGUCUAUCGGGAUAACGGUCUGAACCCAGUGUGGAAAGCCACAGCGCAGCCUGUCUGCUUCAAAGUGUAUGAGCCCGAGCUCACCUUCCUGCGCUUUGUGGUCAAUGAAGAAGACAUGUUCUCAGACCCCAACUUCCUUGCUCAGGCCACAUUUCCUGUCAAAGGCAUCUGUUCAGGUUACCGCUCGGUGCCGCUGAAGAACGGCUACAAUGAAGACUUAGAAUUAUCUUCCCUGCUAGUUGACAUCAAAGUACAGCAGCCGGAGAACGCCGAAGAAGAGUUGUACUCCUCCUACAGCCAACUGAGGAAAAAGCCAGCAGAGCUCAGCAGUGAAGGACUCCUGUACAACUCACACACAAACAUUAAGCUCUCCUCUGCCCCCAACCAACCUCCCACACCUCAUCAAUUUGCGAGAGAAUACAGCACUAGUGAGAAACAAAGAGCAAAACAAAAGAGGCUAAAAAGCAACGCAUUCCAAUCUUGAGGUGCCGGAGAACCUUGGCUGUCCCCGCUACAUGCCGACGACGGAAUUCAUAUGUGAUUUGCAUACGAGUGUCUUCGUCCCUCUGGUACUUACUUGCAGCAGGCUACAAACUCAGGCACAGUCAUUUUUUUAAUGUAUUUUUUUCGUGGUAUGAAGUUAGUAUGUCAUUACUUCAUGUUGUGUUGAUCCUUAGCGUUUGAUUGCAAAACCAGAUAAUGUUGCUUUAUUAAAUGACAAUUUGUAGCACAUCAGAAGUGGCCUAUUGCAUACUUGCAAUUUAAAAUUUGAAGAUAAAUGUUUAAAGAAAUUAUUGGUAAGGUAAAAAGCAUGGAUGUAAGCUGUACUGAGUACAGACACUCCAAGUACGUCAAUAAAGAAAUAAAGUAUUUUUGUAUUUCUUCUGGUGGUUAAACAAUCUAAAAAGGUUGGCAUGUGCAUGUUGUUAGCUGCUGAAAAAUUGCUGACAAGAAGAAAUGAUAUCUGUUCCCGUGCGUAAACUGUGCAGGCAAGUGGCAUACGUAAAUGAUCAUUUUAAUUAUCCAAUUGUACGUACUGUAGGCAAAAAAUAAUUUACUGAGUGGUUUUACUAAGUAACAUAUACAAGUAGA